AUGAGUCUGCGACUUGUUUCUCUCUUCGCCUUGCUCAGUGUGUUGGUCUCGGCCGCCCCUACGGUCAACACCAAAUUCCCAUAUGUUGGUCCUGCCGUCCCUAUCGGAGAUUGGGUUGAUCAGACCAUCAAUGGAAACGGCCAAGGUUUCCCUCGUUUAGUCGAAGCGCCUGCCGUUCAGCCAAGCAGCGAGAAUGUGACCAACAACAUCAAUGUCAUUUCCUUGGCGUACAUUCCUGGAGGAAUGCACAUCCAUUUCCAGACGCCUUUCGGGAUUGAUGGCAUGCCAAUGGUCAGUUGGGGUGAAGAUGCCACCAACUUGUGUAAGAAUACCACGGGAUACACUACGACAUACGAUCGAACUCCCGCCUGUAGUCAAGUGGCAGUCACUCAGUGCAGUCAAUUCUUCCACGAAGUCUCUCUGCCAGACUUGAAGGACGACACAACAUACUAUUACCAGAUCCCUGGAGGCAAUGGUACUACCCCGUCUCAAGUCAUGAGCUUCAAGACUGGUCUCAAGGCCGGUUGUGCUCAAUCCUUCUCCGUCGCUGUGAUCAACGAUAUGGGAUACACCAAUGCCCUUGGAACGCACACUCAGCUCCUCAACUUGAUCCAGGAUGGAGCUGCCUUUGUCUGGCAUGGAGGUGACAGCUCGUACGCUGAUGACUGGUAUUCUGGUAUCCUCCCUUGCGAGGACGACUGGCCAGUAUGCUACAACGGUUCGUCUACUGAGCUGCCUGGACCUGCCCCCGUCCCUGCUCAAUACUUGGAUGCUCCCCUCCCCGCUGGCGAGGUCGCCAACCAGGGUGGACCCCAAGGAGGAGACAUGAACGUCAUUUACGAGUCCAAUUGGGAUCUCUGGCAGCAGUGGAUGAACAACAUCACCACUCAAGUUCCCUACAUGCUUACCCCUGGAAACCACGAAGCUUCCUGCGCCGAGUUUGACGGACAGAAGAAUGAGCUUUCCGCCUACCUCGACAAUGACAUUGUCAAUGGAACAUUGAACAGCUCGACUCUGAGCUACUGGAGUUGCCCAGAAUCCCAGCGAAACUUUACCGCUUACCAGUAUCGAUUCCGAAUGCCCGGUAACGAGACUGGUGGAGUCAGCAACUUUUGGUACUCGUUCGAUUAUGGUCUCGCCCAUUUCAUCUCGUUCGACGGAGAGACCGACUACUACCAGUCGCCUGAAUACCCUUUCAUCGCCGACUUGAAGCCUAACGAGACCAUCGAUGAGAUCACCAAGGAGCAGACUUACCCUACCGACAGUGGUCCAUUUGGAAACAUUGACAACAUGGACUGGAGGAAUAACACGGCUUACGAGCAAUACCAAUGGCUCAAGCAGGACCUCGAAAGCGUUGACCGAACCAAGACACCUUGGGUCUUCGUCAUGAAUCACCGACCCAUGUACAGUUCCGAGGUCUCCUCUUACCAAUUGCACAUGCGAAAUGCUUUCGAGCAAUUGUUCCUUGAUAACUGUGUCGACGCUUUCAUCGCUGGACACGUGCACUGGUACGAGCGAAUGUGGCCUAUGGGCAGAAAUGGAUCCAUCAACUGGGACCAAGUCCUCGGUAAUGACACUUAUCACGUCGGAGAUGGUUCAUCAAUUGUCCACUUGACCAACGGACAAGCUGGAAACGUCGAAUCUCACUCAAUUCUCAGUGCCGAUGAGCCAGUCCUGCCUCUUACCAAUGUCCUCAACUUUGUCGACUUUGGACUCAGCAAGUUGACUGUCAUCAACGAGACUGCUGCCAGUUUCGAAUUCAUUCGAGGUGCAGAUGGAUCACAAGGCGACUAUCUCAUGAUGACCAAGGCUUGGUAG
Kockovaella imperatae is the source of this 1818-nucleotide messenger RNA. RefSeq names its product putative acid phosphatase. The transcript has 4 exons. Bases 1 to 1818 code for a protein of 605 amino acids. Lineage: Eukaryota; Fungi; Basidiomycota; Tremellomycetes; Tremellales; Cuniculitremaceae. The record is from RefSeq and is a predicted model, not a curated record. Gene Ontology annotation, molecular function: acid phosphatase activity; metal ion binding.